This is a messenger RNA of Caenorhabditis bovis, 1674 nucleotides long. NCBI's taxonomy places the organism in Eukaryota, Metazoa, Nematoda, Chromadorea, Rhabditida, Rhabditidae. The record is from the annotation of a GenBank genome assembly.
AUGAGCAAACAUGGUGAUAAUCAGCCACUGCUGCACUCAAUGCUCGAAAAUGGAGAAAAGUUACCGGUACCUAAAAUAUUGGUGGCCAGGCAGAAGACUGCACCAACGGGGAAUAGCGGAAUGAAAACGGCGAUUUUAAUAUGGCUCACAUUACAAAACAGUAUACAUACCCUUCUUAUUCGAUAUUCUCGUGCCCGUGAAGUGGAGGCUAUGUUUGUGAGUACGGUAGCUGUAUGGCUUACAGAAGUCAUUAAAUGUGUUAUUUGUCUUUUCCUUGUAGCACAAGAGGAAACUCCUAGAAGGUUUUUGUAUUCUCUUCGAACACAAAUCAUCGAACAACCAUAUGAUACCCUAAAAGUAUGCAUACCUGCUAUGAUCUACAUCAUCCAAAACAAUUUGUUCUAUGUGGCAGCUUCUCAUCUUGAUGCGGCCACAUUUAUGAUCACAUCACAAUUGAAAAUCUUCACUGCCGCCAUCUUUACUGUUAUCAUUCUGCGGAGAUCUUUGAACAAAACACAAUGGGUGGCCCUUGGUGUUUUGUUUAUUGGAGUUUCACUAGUUCAGCUCCAGAGCACCAGCUCAUCGAAAGCGUCUGGCGAGAGUCCAAUUAUUGGACUUAUUGCUGUUGUUGUAGCAUGCUGUCUUUCUGGGUUUGCCGGUAUUUAUUUCGAGAAAAUUCUCAAGGGCUCUGCUCCGGUAUCCUUGUGGAUGCGUAAUGUACAAAUGUCAGUUUUCUCAAUUCCUUCUUCGUUUUUGGCGAUUUAUAUGCAGGAUUCAAAAGUUGUUAAUGAACACGGUCUUCUUUAUGGUUUCGAUUCAAUUGUUUGGUUGACGGUUCUGUGGUACGGAAUUGGAGGUCUAUCCGUCGCGGUUUGUAUCAAAUACGCGGACAACAUUGCAAAAAACUUUGCAACAUCCGUGGCAAUCGUGUUGUCGACAGUCGGUUCAAUGUUCUUGUUCGAAUUCGUGCCAAGCCUCACGUUUUUGUUCGGUGCCUCUCUUGUCAUAUUCAGCAUAUUCUUGUUCGGCGAACAUUCGUAUGCCAAAAUGGCGCCGGCAAAAGGCGAAUGCAUAAAGUAUUCUUCAUUAGUUGUUCUCGUCGUACAGAACUGCUCCCUAGUGUUAUUCAUGAGAUUUGCAAUGGGAGGAAAUCGACCGAAAUUCCUGAAGUCGAUUACCGUAUUCUUCGGAGAGAUUUUCAAAUUCACUGCUAGCUUGAUUUUGUCCUGCAUCGAGGAAAAGAGUGUGAUUAAAGGACUCAAGAAAAUCUGCAACGAGUUUCGUCAUAAUUGGAGAGAUGCUCUCAAAGUGUUGGUACCAGCUGCUGUUUACACUGUUCAAAAUUACUUGCUCUAUGUUGCUGUGGACAAUUUGCCAGCGGCCACUUAUAUGGUGACAUAUCAACUCAAAAUUCUGACGACCGCUGUGUUCACCGUAGCAGUUUUGAAGCGAAAGCUUUCACUUCAACAGUGGAUUGCUCUAUUCAUUUCGUUUGCAGGAGUUGUUAUAGUGCAAUAUGGUUUAUCGCUGUUCUCGUCGCGUGUGUUUUAUCCGGAUUUGCUGGCAUCUAUUUCGAGAAAAUUCUCAAAGGUUCAAAUGUCUCCAUCUGGAUUCGGAACAUUCAACUCGCCGGUCCUUCGAUUUUUCUUUCAUUCAUCUUUGCAUUGUUUGUAA